AUGCAUCUCAACGAGGAAGAACGACCUCUUUUGAGCGGUGGCAAUUCCAGCCUCACCCAAUACGUGCCAUUGGCGAAAUCCUUUGAUGCUGGCACGGUAGGCCCAGCUGACUAUGGCGCGGUUUCCGGAUACAAGGCCAACGAGAUUGAGGAGGCGAGCGGUGCGACAGGCAGUGAAAACGUUCCCCAGUCCCGCAGGAAGAGAGUCAUUAUUGUUGGUGCCGGAGUGUCUGGUAUUCAGCAAGCUGCCAUCAUCCUCAAGGACGGCGAGGUGAAACGCGACGAUUUGCAGAUAUUCGACGCUCUCGACGACUUCGGUGGCACAUGGCUGAAAAACAGCUAUCCAGGUUGUGCGUGUGACGCUCCCGCAAUGGUUUAUACAACAUCGUUUGAAAUCAACAAAGAAUACACGCACUACUUCGCUACACGAGAAGAGAUCCAGGACUACUACAAAAGGUUUGCGGACAAGUACGAACUCAAACGAAGUACACAGUUCGGCAAGUUCGUGAAGACUUGUACUUGGAGUGAUGAAGACAUGAUCUGGAAUGUAGGAGUCCAGGAUAAGGUUACUGGAAUCUUGGAACACUGGAUCGCUGAUGUGGUCAUCCAAUGCGUUGGCGCCCUUGAUCGCCCAAAAUUUGGCAAUACGCCCGGUCGCUCGAACUACAAAGGCACCUCCUGGCACACAGCACAUUGGAGGUUCGACUAUGAUCUCACAGGCAAGAAUGUUGCCGUGGUUGGCUGCGGACCCAGUGCCGCCCAGAUCAUUCCAGAGAUCGUGGACAAGACCAAGAGCCUGUCGGUCUACAUGCGGACACCACCAGUCUGCACGGCUCGUGGCGAUUUUGCGUAUUCUCGGCUAUUCCGAUGGGCCUUGAAAUGGGUUCCACUGUUUGCCUGGUUGCAGCGCUUUUGGGAGUGCAACGAAAUGGGAGCUUCAGUGGCUAUGUCUACCGAUAACGAUCCGUUGAAUGACUCGAUGACGAAGGCAGCCAUUGAUUAUAUGGAGUCCGAGAUCAAGGACCCAAAACUUCGCGAAAUUUUGAGACCGCAUUCGAAGUACUUCUGCAAACGCCCCCUUCGUCUUGACAACUUUUACUCCAGCCUUGCGAAACCACACGUCACCACCUUGAGAGACAACUUAAUCCGCUAUACCGAGGAAGGUAUCGUCUCUGCGGAUUGUAAAACCGGUGUUGAGACAGAACGCAAGUUCGAUGUGAUUAUUUACGGAACCGGCUUCAAUACGUCCAAGCAUCUCGAACAUGAACGUAUAACUGGCAUUAAUGGCCAGGACCUGCAAAAGAAGUGGGAGGAGCACCCAGAGGCUCUGUAUGGACUGGCAACCAACGGCUUCCCCAAUAUGUUCAUGUGCUUCGGACCCAACUCGGCCACUCUUUGGUCCUCUCAGCAGGACAACUGGGAACAGCAAGCAAGAUUCAAUUCCAAGGUGGUCGCAGAAAUGGCACGUCGAGAGCGGAAAGGCCGAAAGCUGGCUAUUCAUCCAGCACGUGAUGUCGAGCAUGCUUACAAUCUUGAGUUGCAGAAGAGGCAGAAUGGUGUCUUCGUUUGGGCUCGCCGUGACUGUGUCACCUACUACAAAAACGACGCUGGCUGGAUUACCUACACGAUGCCCUGGACUGGAUGGCAAUUUAAGAACAUGCUCCGCAAAAUUCGAUGGCACGAAUGGAUCUCUAUAGAGAAGCCUCUCGUCACGAACAGUUUUGAGAGCAAAAUGCGCGCACCAAUGGAAUUAUCAUGA
Molecule: messenger RNA, 1758 nt
Organism: Fusarium vanettenii 77-13-4
Lineage: Eukaryota; Fungi; Ascomycota; Sordariomycetes; Hypocreales; Nectriaceae
Exons: 5
Coding region: 1-1758 (585 amino acids)
Molecular function (GO): flavin adenine dinucleotide binding; N,N-dimethylaniline monooxygenase activity; NADP binding
Source: RefSeq, a predicted model, not a curated record